Messenger RNA from Paramecium sonneborni, 331 nucleotides. The record is from the annotation of a GenBank genome assembly. Lineage: Eukaryota; Ciliophora; Oligohymenophorea; Peniculida; Parameciidae.
UUUAUAAAAAAUAAUGAAGGAUUACAGUGAAACUCGUCCUCUAAACAAAAAAAGAGUAGUGAGAUCAGAAUCACCUCCUCCACUUCGAAUUAGAUACAAUCGGCCAUACAAAACAAUAGUUUUAUCAUUUUUUCUAUUGAGUGCAGGAAUACUAUUUACAGAAUAAGGAAUAUUGUAAUAUCAAGAGAAAGGGUUAGGAGAGACAUAUCCAAUAUUUAUUUUAGCAAUAAUGUUAUUAAUACCAGGUGUAUUCUAUUCUGGAAUGUUUAUAUUGAUAGUUUUAGGAAUAGGAGGAUUUACUUAUGAUAUGUUACCAUCAGUGAAUAAUUGA